Nilaparvata lugens (brown planthopper) is the source of this 2388-nucleotide messenger RNA. RefSeq names its product transcriptional adapter 2-alpha-like. Gene Ontology annotation, cellular component: SAGA-type complex; nucleus. NCBI's taxonomy places the organism in Eukaryota, Metazoa, Arthropoda, Insecta, Hemiptera, Delphacidae. The transcript is spliced from 4 exons. Gene Ontology annotation, molecular function: chromatin binding; protein binding; transcription coactivator activity. Bases 501 to 2333 code for a protein of 610 amino acids. The record is from RefSeq and is a predicted model, not a curated record. Gene Ontology annotation, biological process: regulation of transcription by RNA polymerase II; chromatin remodeling.
CCACAUCAUGUAUGGACUGAUCCUGUGGGGACAUGUACCAGCAGCAAAGGAUGUGCUGAUCCUCCAAAAAAAGAGAAAUCCAAACAAUCACAUUCUCGGAAAGUAGGGACCACUGUAAACCUCUCUUCAAAGGUAUGGGGAUCCUCACCAUCUACAGUCAGUACGUGUUCUGCUCACCAUCACACCUGAUGGACAACCAGGAAGCCUGGACGAGAAGAGGUGAAAUCCACAGCCACAAUACAUGCCGAGCUGCUUACUUUGAGGCAUCCCACACACGAUUGAGCUGCACCUACAACAGCUACCCGGCAGCAGCCAUUUGGUUGUUCAACAGGCUGCCCAGCGAAGUGAGAAAUUUACCAAGAGAUAAACUGCUUAGCACAGUGAAGCUGAAGCUGAACGACAGGCCACUCUACUCAUUUGCUGAGCUUGAGGAUGAGCCCCUUUUUUGAAUCAGUUCUACUCCAACGACUAGCCAAAAUGGCUACCAACCAACCUUGUUCAUGACACUGUCUAUCUGGAAUCCCCAGUCUUCGACAACGACAACAAGUAUCAAGGAAGGAAUGGAAAAUGGACGAAGUGAUGUGUGGUCAUUAAAAGAGGAAGUGAAUCUCCUAGAAGCAAUAAUGGUGUGUGGUCUAGAUUGGAUAUCUAUUUCAAAACGUUGUGUAGGACGAUCAUCUGAUGAAUGUGAACGACAUUACUAUAAUUAUUUUAUUGAUAAUCCAAGAUUGAUUGAUUUUAGUAUUCUAUUAAAGAAAACUCGUGAAUUUUCCUGUAACAGCAGAACUUACCUCUGUCGAAGUCUGCUGUCAGAUAGUGUUUGUAACUGUGGUGAUAAUGAAUGUGAUAACUCUAGUUUGAUAAGUACAAUAAAAGAAGAAAAUAUUUUAUCAGACAAUGAAGUCACACUCAAAAGGACAUUUGGCUCUGUUGCAACUUGUGUAACUAAUAGAAUAUUGGAGGAGGCAAAUUCUGAUAAGCAUGGUGGUAGCUCUCCCAGUUCAUCCAAAACUGACGUAAUUUCAAAGUUACAUCAUGUUGAUUCUAAUUUCCAAGGAAGUACUGCUAAGCCUAAUGAAAAUAUAAGUUCUCUCUCUCACAAUUCCAAUCUGAUAAAAGUUGAGCAAGAUGUGAAAAUUGACCGUGAUUCAACUUUUAUCCCCAAAGUAUCAGAAAUCAAUCACGACUGUAGUAACAGUGGUUCAUCAUUAGAUAAAUGUUUGCUGAAAAACGAAAGAAGUAUCCCCACUGAAGCAAGCUUUUCAGGUACAACACAGGGAAAAACAAUAAAGUGUGAACCAUCUUAUGUUGAUGAUGUAAAACCUUGUGAUAACAUGAAUUUUCCUCAAGAAGUUACAAGAAGUAACCUCUCUGAAGCAAGCGUUUCAGGUACAACACAGGAACAAACAAUAAAGUGUGAACCAUCUUAUGUUGAUGAUGAAAACCCUUGUGAUAACAUAAAUUCUCCUCUUGAGUCAUCACCAGAAAUAGUUGAAUACCAUGGUACGCGUGCUGGAUUUGAUGCCAAUAGGAUUGAGUUUGACAUAGAAUUCGACAAUGCGGCAGAAGAAAGUCUCAAUAACUUACAUCAUGAGCUUCUCGAGGAGACGCCCAGUGAUGAUGAAGAUGACAACAAUUUGCUUCAACAACUGUCCAUAUCUGUGGUUCAAGGCUAUAUGCAUCGUUUGAAAGAACGCCACAGCAGAAAGUCGCUAGUUCAAAGAUUUGGUCUCCUUGACUAUUCUAGAAUUGCUAAUUACAUGAAAACUGUUCAGACGACAUUCGGAAAAAGAUUUGCUAAACGUCUAGUUCUGUUCAAACGAUUUUUCUCGUCCAAAGAUUAUGACAACUUCAUGAAAGGAUGCCAGCGUCUGAAUGAACUGAAAAACAAUUUUAGCACGCUAUGCAGUUACAGGGAGCGAGGCAUCACAACUCUGGCUGCUGGCAAUUUGUAUGAAGAGAUGUCGAAGAUUAGGAACGAAAGCACCAAACAAAUACAGGCGAUUCCUGUGGUCAGACGUCUGGAAAAUGGCGAAUCCGUUCUAAGCAGCACCUUUCGUCGCCCGGCUCCGCCGAUUCCCGUUCAUCAGAUGCCUGGCUAUGAAUGUCUGGAAAAAGAAGAAGCCGACUUCUGUUCCAUUCAAAGGAUAGCUCCAAAAUCAUUCCUGGAAUACAAAAGCACACUGAUAAGCGAGUGUCAAAAAAGAAAGUGUUUGAAGCUAGCUCAUGCAAGACCACUUUUAAAGAUUGACGUCAAUAAAACAAGAAAGCUGUAUGAUCUACUCUUGAACAAGAACUUGAUAUGGAAGGAUGAAAAAAUGACUGAUCAGUAGAAGACUUCUUUCAGAAUAGUUUUAUAACUCAAGCUUGUAAAUAUAAAAGGUAUAU